AUGUCUUUUGGUAUCUCAAUAGGAGAUAUUGUUCUCUGCGCCCAAGUAGCCCACCGUUUGUUUUCAUCUAUCACUAGAGGGCGCAGACAGGCACCGCAGGAUCUUAAAGAACUACAAGUUGCACUCUUUGGGCUUUACUGUGCUCUGGGAAUUUUGAAAAGGGAAUAUGAGACAGUUCUCGCAAGCAUGCCUCCUGAGCACAGCGCCGCUUUGGCGUACAUGAUUCAAUCAUGCCAAGACACACUUCACGAACUCGAUAAUGCCACGGCCCAAUAUCGUGAAGCCACCGACGAUCGAAAUGCAGCAAUUGGACCUAUCAGAACACAACUCAGGAUACAGUGGAAACGAAUCAUGUGGAGUUUCCGUGGAGACACUCUUACAAAAUACCGACAAAAGCUCCAAACGCAUACUGAUUCGAUCAAUCUACUUCUGAAUACCUUUCUAUGGUUAGUCUCGGGUACCACUCUGCGUCUCUGGGCAAAUCUAACGAGGCUUUAUUUUACAGGUCUGCUACCGGUCGCAUUGAGCAAGGAAGCCGAUCUCAUGAGCAGAGGUUAA
Penicillium cosmopolitanum is the source of this 558-nucleotide messenger RNA. RefSeq lists its product as uncharacterized. The transcript has a single exon. Lineage: Eukaryota; Fungi; Ascomycota; Eurotiomycetes; Eurotiales; Aspergillaceae. Bases 1 to 558 code for a protein of 185 amino acids. The record is from RefSeq and is a predicted model, not a curated record.